AUGCCUGGAUCCAAUGAGCAGGAUACCAUUCGGAUCCUGGUGGCGACGGAUAACCAUGUCGGAUUCGAGGAGCGGGAUGCCAUCCGUAAAGACGACAGCUGGCGUACAUUUGACGAGAUAAUGACACUAGCCCGCACCGAAGACGUGGACAUGGUUCUUUUGGCUGGAGACUUGUUUCACGACAACAAACCCUCGCGAAAAUCGCUUUACCAGGUCAUGCGCACGCUCCGACAAAAUUGCCUCGGCAUGAAGCCUUGUCCGCUCGAAUUCCUCUCCGACGCCGCGACCGUUUUCGAAGGCGCAUUCCCCCACGUCAAUUACGAAGACCCCGACAUCAACAUUUCGAUUCCAGUGUUUUCUAUACAUGGCAACCACGACGAUCCCUCUGGAGACGGCAACCUGUGUUCGCUCGAUCUCUUGCAAGCUUGUGGACUGCUCAACUACUACGGCCGAGUAGCAGAAGCUGACAAUAUUGAAGCACGGCCGAUCCUGCUGCAAAAAGGAGAGACUAAACUGGCGCUCUUUGGCUUGAGUAACGUUCGUGACGAGCGUAUGUUCCGCACAUUUCGAGACCAUAAAGUUAAAUGGUUCAAGCCGAGUGCCGACACCGGAGACUGGUUCAAUCUACUGGCUGUGCAUCAAAAUCACCAUGCCCACACAGCAACUUCAUAUCUGCCGGAAAAUGUGCUGCCGGAUUGGAUGAAUUUGAUCGUAUGGGGGCAUGAGCACGAAUGUUUGAUCGAUCCCACACAGAACCCAGAGACUGGCUUCCAUGUCAUGCAGCCCGGCUCUUCAGUAGCGACAUCACUAGUACCAGGUGAGGCCGUUCAAAAGCACGUCGCUAUCGUCAGUGUCACUGGAAAGGAGUUCAAGAUGGAAAAGAUUCCACUGAAAACAGUUCGGCCUUUUGUCACGAGAGAAAUCAUCCUGAAUCAGGAUAAGCGAUUCAAGGGGUUGGACAAGAAGAAGGAUAACCGCCAAGAGGUUACGCGCAGACUCAUGGAAGUAGUAGAAGAAAUGAUUGAAGAGGCAAACACCGAGUGGGAAAGCAUUCAGACAGACCAAGAAGCUUUGGAGGAGCGGCCACUGCCAUUGAUUCGUCUCAAGGUCGAGUAUACCGCGCCAGAGGGCGGCCUGUUUGAAUGCGAAAACCCGCAGCGAUUCUCCAACAGGUUUGUGGGCAAGGUGGCGAAUACCAAUGAUGUGGUGUACUUUUACCGCAAAAAGACAGUUCAGCGAAAGACAACAGCUGUUGCCCCCACGGAAGUUCUGGACAAUCUGGAAGACGGCGGUGACAUGGUCAAGGUUGACUCGUUGGUCCAAGACUUUCUCUCUGCACAAUCACUCAAAGUUCUUCCUCAAGGGCCGUUUGGCGAGGCUGUAAACCAGUUCGUCGCCAAGGAUGACAAGCAUGCUAUGGAGCUCUUUGUUUCUGAACACUUGACGGGUCAAGUGAAGCAGAUGCUCGGGCUAGAAUCUGACGACGAAGAUCUAAACAGUGCCAUGGAGAUUUACAGGACCAGAGUGGAACAGCAACUUGAAAGCGGUGUCAAGCCGACACAUGCGGAGCGGCGUCGCGUGCUCAAACCUAAACCUGUGACGUGGGACAGCGAUUUCGACGGUGUCUGGGAAGACUCGGCCGACGCAUGGACAUAUGAGCCUGUCAGCGAGGGUAGCUUCCUCGCCGGCUCUGCGCCAUCUCGGGUAGCCGACUCGGUUCUCGAGGAAGACGCAGCGCCCGCGAAAUCAACCCGACGCGCAACGGCACCGAAAAAGGCCCCGGCGAAGAAGGCGCCUGCAAAAAAGGCCGCGACCACGAGAGGCCGCGGCCGCAAGGCGCCUGUGGAGGAGGAAGAGGAAGAGGAAGACGUGCUGAUGGAGUCGGAUGAAGAGCCAGAGCCCGCGCCGCCGCCGAAGCGAGCCGUUCGAGCGGCCCCGGCAAAGAAGGCCGCCGCAGCACCAAAGAAGACGGCCGCAACGAGGACGUCAACAAGGGCCCGGCAGGGAACGCAGACGACGUUGAGCUUUUCUCAAAAGUCGGGCACUCAAACCAAGGGCAUUGAGAUUAGCGACGAUGAGAUUUCAGACGACGAUGCGUUUGAGCCUGCGCCUGCAGCAUCGACGAGGUCCAAAAGGCGAUGA
Beauveria bassiana ARSEF 2860 is the source of this 2142-nucleotide messenger RNA. RefSeq names its product DNA repair protein. Lineage: Eukaryota; Fungi; Ascomycota; Sordariomycetes; Hypocreales; Cordycipitaceae. The record is from RefSeq and is a predicted model, not a curated record. Gene Ontology annotation, cellular component: nucleus; Mre11 complex. Bases 1 to 2142 code for a protein of 713 amino acids. Gene Ontology annotation, biological process: telomere maintenance; mitotic G2 DNA damage checkpoint signaling; double-strand break repair via nonhomologous end joining. The transcript has 3 exons. Gene Ontology annotation, molecular function: DNA endonuclease activity; 3'-5'-DNA exonuclease activity; manganese ion binding.